CCAUAGUUGAACGACCUUUCCAGAGAGUUAGCAUGGAUACUACCGAUAUCGUGGUGCCCCUUGGACCAAAUAGUUGUGAGUAUUCAAUCUUAUUGGUAUUUGUAGAUCACUUCUGGAAAUGGAUCGAGGCGCAUCCGUGUCGUACACGACAGGCGGCUGAAAUCGCGCGGUAUGUCAACCGUUUUCUCGGAAUGCAUCAGGAUACAAAGGAGAUCCUGACCGAUAACGGGGCGGAAUUUAGAGGGGAAGUUUUGAGGAACCUGGUCAUACAUGGGGUCGCCAUCCAUAACACCGCACCCCACAUGUCCCAGUCUAACGGGCUGGUAGAAAACACGAAUCGGCUGUGCCUGGUGGAGGUAAAUCUGACGUGGACUCGAGAUAGUGAGCACCGUGUUGGAAGGGAGGGUGUAGAACUGCUGGUCAUCCAAGCUUGGAGAAAGGAGGUGGAGGGAGAUCUUCUUGGGUUUGUCUUCGGAGCAGUGGAGCCAGGCCAUUGGCAAACGAUCGUGUGGGAGCUCUUGGUCCCCUUUGCGCAGCUGUUGGAUGACCUUCCCCUCGACAUCGUGUCACAUUGCGACGAAAGUCCGGUGCUGCACGUUCUUUCACGAAGAUUAACGCCGUAUUUGCAGCGGUCAGCCUGCUUGGAGGAUCGAACGGGAGGUGGUAGCUACCCAUCGCGCGCGGAGUAUCUGAACCCCCGGGGGAUCAUCGACGUCCUCUUCUUUCAGCCUCGAACAGCGGUGGAGGAGGAAGAAGUGGCGGAGGAAGUGGAGGUGGAAGACGAAAGCGAGGAAGAAACCUCUGAGGAAGAAGGAAGCUACAGUGAGUACAGCAAGGAAGAGCCGGGGGCGGAGAGUGAAGAAGAAGAAGAAGAAGAAGAAGAAGAAGAAGAAGAAGAGGAAGAAGAGGAGUCCGAGUGGGAAAGUUUGGGAGGAGAGGCGGACCAGGCGGAAGUCCGAGAAGAGGAUCCUGCAGCAGCCGCGCGAAGGAGGGAAGAGAUAGCGCCAGGAAAGAGGCCGUUAGAGCAUUCCAGCGGCACUGAUUUGCCAAUCCCAGACGACCCGACCAGAGAUCCCGAGCCGCCUGCAAUUGAGGAUGAGGUCCCUCCUGCGGAGACCUCAAGCACAUUGGCUCUGAGGCGACAAAGGCGAUCCCCCUCCCCUUCCCCCCGUCCCUCAGUUCGAACACGUGGCGAUGCAGGGCAUUGGGCUACGUCCCCAGUCAUUAUCCCGUCGUCCCCUUGAUUUUCUAACCCUCCGGCAAAUCAACACCGGGAUCUCCU
Chara braunii is the source of this 1282-nucleotide messenger RNA. The record is from the annotation of a GenBank genome assembly. NCBI's taxonomy places the organism in Eukaryota, Viridiplantae, Streptophyta, Charophyceae, Charales, Characeae.